AUGAAUUGGGACAAAAUAACAUACACCCCCUACACCGUGGCCAAGGCUAAAAAAAACACCAUCUACCAAUUCAUUGCCACCACCAUCUUCCUGGCGUCACUUACACUUGCCCGAUCACAACCACCGGCUGCCGCCACAAUUCAAGUGGUAACACUGCAGGCGGCACCUCCUCUGGGACCCGAUUGCCUUGAACCUCUAGCCAACUUGGCCGACUGCCUUACCUACGUGGAGGAAGGGAGCAGCUUGACUCAACCAGAAUCCCCUUGUUGCCCUGAGAUAUUGCACUUGAUCAACACCAAUCCGAUUUGUUUGUGUAAGCUUCUUGCUAACUCCACCGAAUUCGGGCUCUCGGACGUCAAUGUAACUAGAGCCCUCGUGUUGCCUUCUACUUGCAAAAUCAAUGCUACUUCGCCUACCGCUUGUCAAGGUAUGAUUACGCAAUAA
Striga hermonthica is the source of this 444-nucleotide messenger RNA. The record is from the annotation of a GenBank genome assembly. Lineage: Eukaryota; Viridiplantae; Streptophyta; Magnoliopsida; Lamiales; Orobanchaceae.